UAUGGUGUGAAGAAGAAGUCGACUUCCUUCCGUCUUGUGGCAUUGCUUAAUAUGGUGACAUUAGCUGUCUUCCGAAUAAGCGUGUCUUUCUACCUCGUUUACUGGGCUAUAGUUCAAAUCCCAGUCAUUCCGUGGUUGCAUACUAUCUUCACCAUUUUCGUGAUAUUCUCGCUGUUCUGCUCGAAUGCAGUCCUCGCGUACAGGGUCAUGGCCGCGGAUGGCCUUUUUGGUGAAAAUUAUUUUGUGACUGGGCAAUCACGAGCUCGUAAGCCCCCACCACCUGUUAAUAGCGCAACUGUUCAUGUCGAAACAGGAGUACGAGAGGAUUAUGCCGACGAGGAAGAGGUAGGUGAAGAUAAUAUCAAACCGAUGACAUAUGAGUUUUUUUUCCAACGACAAACGAGCCUUGUCAAAUGA
This is a messenger RNA of Cylicostephanus goldi, 417 nucleotides long. NCBI's taxonomy places the organism in Eukaryota, Metazoa, Nematoda, Chromadorea, Rhabditida, Strongylidae. The record is from the annotation of a GenBank genome assembly.